Danaus chrysippus (African queen) is the source of this 4134-nucleotide messenger RNA. Lineage: Eukaryota; Metazoa; Arthropoda; Insecta; Lepidoptera; Nymphalidae. The record is from the annotation of a GenBank genome assembly.
AUGGAGAGACAGCAGUGUAAUACACUUCAAAACUUUGAUGACCCGAAAACAGAAAUUUUAAAAAAGAGACUAUUAAAGGCGAGCAGCACCUCGGCGAGCAGUAACUUAUCUCAAAGUAACUCCCAUAAUGUGCUAUUAAACACGUUACGCGCGCCAAGCUCGAGCAGUAUGAUCGUAUCCUCGGUGCAAGCGCCACAAAACUCAAUGCCAAUUACUCACAAUCUUGUGACACAUUCUAUAGCCCCCGUCAAAAUACACACUAACAAUUCCCCGUACCCCUUGCAGCUUUCUACGGUCCAUGUGCCUGUUCAGAUACCAGGUUCCACUUCUAACAUAAAUGUCCCUGUUCAGCUAUCUACCACUACUACUAGCAUGCCUCUUCAAAUAGCCCCGGUUAGUCUCCCUCUGCAAGUUUCUGGUACUACCAGUGUCCCCGUACAACUGCCAGCGGGAGAUACUAUCAAUGUACCGUUGCAGAUCCCAGCCUCUAACCAAAACAUUCAGUUGGGUGGCUCCAGCCUGCCGUCUAUGCCUCUUCUUCAAACCACCACCCAGCCCCUUCAUAGCUCAAUAAUUCAUGUACAUAUGGGUAACCGAGAUGGUACAGACAUGAAUCUAUCAAACACACAGAUCCAAAUGCCAGAUUCUGUUAAAAUGAACAUCCCAACGUCCGUAGCUCAGAUGCAAAUGGGAUCAAAUUCUGUGAUGCAGAUACCUAACUCAUCCAAUAACUCAAUACAACUCGCUCUGCCCAACUCUGGGAACACUGCCCCGGUUACAUUACGAGGUGCUGCCAGAAGUGUUCCUCAUGUUGUUUACAUUCAGACGCCGACAGGAUUGAAACCUGUGACCAGUACCGAAGUCAUAAGCCAGGCCAGCACCAGCGGCAACCCACCACAGAUCAUUGUUCGGAGACCUGUACCAAACAACUCAAACAUACAUUUAAUAUCAAAUGUAAGCACUAAGCCUAACAUUGCCCCCAAAGUGGCAGGUCAAAACAAGUCUUCUAUCUUAGCUCCAGCCAACACGGCCCAACCUAUAGUCAUCCAGAAACCUAAAGCCACGGAUAAAAUGAUGGUGCCCGUCAGUAUAGCUCCCGGAGGACAACCCAAACAAGCCAUAGCCUACCUCAGCUCCGUCAAAAAACCCACCAAGAAUAUAUCUGAGAACCAAUCCAUCCUAAUAUCUAGUAAUCAAAGUAAUGUGAAUUCAAAUAAUCAAAAAUUAUAUCUUACACCAAUGAAUGUUCCUAAAACACAGAAUACUAAAUUUAUUUUACCCGUUACUUUACCAGCGACCAUGGCAUCCAAGGGGCCCAUAAUAAAUCUCCAGAUAGCCAACGGCCAGAUACAGAAUGACCCGCAAGGAAACAUCACCGUCAUGAGGGACACGAGCCUGGACGCGGCCGACAUGCCGCCGCUCCAGCCCCUGGCUAAGAUCAUAGCCCUCAACGGCAAGGACAGCUGCGUGCCCCGCAGCCCCAACACGGACAACGGGUUCACGCUCUCCAUCCCCGGCUCCAGGGCCGAGCCCACGGGCGAGCAGGGCGAGUACACGCUCUCCAUACCGGAGACCAACGGCUCCUUGAAUGACGACAUAUACACGGUGUCCAUCGACGACGAGGACGGACACCCCCGGGAGCAGUCCUUCACGCUGGCCAUCCCCGAGAAGGGCAAGAGUCUGCUCAACAGGACGGACGUGGGCCCGCUCACCACCGCCGCGCCCGCCAUCCUGCGCCGCUCCAACUCCGAUAACAGCGACCGGAAGACGGUCCACGCCAACGUGAAGCGGCGGGUGUCGCUCUGCACCGACAACACCUCCACCAAGAGCUUCAAGUUCCCAACGCCGCAGCACCGGCCCGCCAGGACGGAGGAGCGAGGGGACGGGGAGCUCAACGACGACCACCGCGUGCCCUCGCUGUUCUGUGACGAGAAGCUGGACAAGGACCUGGAGGCCAAGGGCAACCUGGGGGACUCCGACCCCGACGACAAGGGGGACGACAACACCAACAACCUCGUCUACUACCAGAAGAUGAACGCGUUUGACAUGGACGACACGCGGGCCAAGGAGUACAGCGACCCCACCGACGAACAGCUGCCCGGCCUGCUGUGGAACAACGGGAUAGCGCAGCUGAGAGGCAGCAACCUGCACUUCCGGGCCAACGAGUUCGACCUGAUCGACCUCGUGGACGAGAAGACUCAGAGUGUACUGGUGAACUCCACCGUGAAGUAUCACACGCCGCUCAAACAACGGAUGGAGAGGAACAGGGACAAGAAGCCCACCUCCCCCGAGGACCUGUACCGCUGUGACGGCUGCGGCUGUCACGGGAUGGCCGCCGAGUUCAUCACGCCCAACUUCUGUAGCUCCACCUGCCAGAGCGACGUGCAGAAGGUCACCCAGAAGAGGAAGGACAAGGAGAGAGCGGAACUGUCCAAGAAACGAAACAAAAUGAAGAAGUUACUCAUGAGGAAACAACUGUCCGACUCGGAACUCACGCAGGAGGGAAGAGACGAGAAGGUGGAGCUGAAGCGGUACGACUCGUUGAACAGUGACCUGCAGAUACCCGAGGCGACCCUCGUGAAGAUGAGCGAGGAGCUGGCCGACGACGACAAGUACCCUUGGAUGUGCGGCAAGAACGGCUUCUCGUGGAUGAGGUACCUGGACGUGUGCAAGGCCAAGGCGGCGCCCGUCAAGCUGUUCAGGGACCCCUUCCCCUACAACAAGAACGGCUUCAAGGUGGGCAUGCGGCUGGAGGCCGUGGACCCCGAGCACCCCGCGCUGUUCUGCGUGGUGUCGGUGGCCGAGGUGCAGGGCUACCGCAUGAGGCUGCACUUCGAUGGCUACCCGGACUCGUUCGACUUCUGGGCCAACGCGGACUCGGCGGACAUCUUCCCGGCCGGCUGGUGCGAGCGGAACGGCCGCAGCCUGCAGCCGCCGGGGGGCUACGAGGCCGCGUCGUUCUCGUGGCCGCUGUACUUGAAGCGCGUGCGGGCGGCGGCGGCGCCCCGCCAGCUGUUCGUGCAGGCGGCGCCGGGCGCGCGGCCCGCCGGCUUCCGCGUGGGCAUGAAGCUGGAGGCCGAGGACCGCGAGCACGGCAUGCUGUGCGCCGCCACCGUGGCCGACGUGCGGGACAGGAGGCUGCUCGUGCACUUCGACUCGUGGGACGACGCCUACGACUGCUGGCUGGACCCCGCCUCGCCCUACAUACACCCCGUGGGCUGGGCCGACCAGAACGGGAUCCAGAUCACCCCGCCCAACUACUACAAGGAGUGUGAGUCAUUCUCAUGGGAGUCGUACUUGGCGGAGACCAUGUCGUGUGCGGUGCCGGCGAGGGCCUUCAAACCUCGCCCGCCGGUGCCCUUCAAACCUGGCAUGAAGCUGGAGGUCGUCGAUAGAAGGGUACCGUUCCUGAUCCGCGUGGCGACCAUCAGCGCGGUGAAGGAGCACCAGGUGCGCGUGUCCUUCGACGGCUGGCCGGACGAGCUGUCCUGCUGGCUGGACGACGACUCGCCCGACCUGCACCCCGUGGGCUGGUGCCUCAAGACCGGACACCCGCUGGAGCCGCCGCUCACGGCAGAAGAGCUCCGUAUCCCCGGGCCGUGUGGCGUCGGCGGAUGUCGCGGCCUGGGCUCCGUCCACGGCGGGGGGCUCAAGCAACACGCCGCCGCCUCCGCCUGCCCCUACCGCGGACAACCGCCGCCCAGACCUGACAGGCUGCAACCACCUACACCCGUCCGCAGAGCUUUAAGCAAGUCCAAAUCAAUAUCCACCAGCACUCCAACCAGCGACGCGCCCAAAGAGAAAUUACCGCGCGGCCGUCCGCCCAAACACAAGAGGGUAGAAGCUGUCACCAAGAACGAUCCCGUGUCGGACGACGAGUCUCUAUCCAGCGGGGGCUGCAAGCGGUGGCGCGGCAGCUACAGCGAGGACACGCGGGCGCUCCGCUCGGCCUCCUCGCGCCGGCCCCCCUCCACACAGUCCUCGCACCAGCUGCCCCCGCACCCCGCGCCCUCCCGCGCGCUCCUCGCCCGCCACGUGGCCGACCUGGACCUGCCCGCAGACCCCAGCACCUGGACACAGGUUCAUAUACACCUCACUACUGAUACGGUCAACGAUCACGAUCACGAUUGCUGA